GACAGCGCGCUUCCUUUAUGAACUGUUGUAUAUAGAGCCAAUCUGUCCUCUAGAUAUAUAUUGAGUGUCGGUUAGCUAUUUUGAAACGCUCAAGACACUCGAAACUCAAGACUGCCAUAGGCAGCCAUGUCUACCACAAAGCUACGGCUAGCCAGCAAAGUCGAAAAACGCUUCGUUGUCCGUCAUGCACUGGACUGGUACCGAGCCUUAAUAAUAACAGGCUUAUAUACCGUGAACCAGAACAAUGCUUUCGACACUCGUAACAUUACAUCUUAUAUACCUGCUCUAAAAGCAUGCAUAGAGGCCCACCCAUUCCUCAGCGCGACUAUACAGGAACUGCAGACAGAAAAUCCUGUUUUUACUCGACCAGCUACACUGGAUCUUCGAAAUCAUAUUCAGACUAUCGAUACGGAAUCAAGUCGGUAUAAAUCUGUGGAUGAUGAACUUGAGUUAUUGAGAAAAGUUACUCUGGAAACACAUGAUAGGCCAUGGGAAAAUGCAGAGACCAUUCCACCUUGGAAAAUUGUGGUGUUACCGCUACCUGAUCGAGCGGACAGCACACAGAAACGAGUAUAUAUCAUUUUCGCGUACUCACAUGCCCAUGGUGAUGGGAAAUCUGGACUGGCGUUUCACAGAUCGUUUCUUCAGGGACUCCGGCGUCAGACUUCAGAUCACAAUGAGAGCCGAGGAUUUAUCUAUAAACCUCCUUCCUCACCACUGCCAUUACCACUAGAAGAAGUCUGCAAUCUAAAGAUAUCAUGGUCCUUUCUGCUCUCUCCCCUUCUCGCACAAUAUUUACCACAUUUUGUAUGUCGUUUACUACGACUACAUGCUGGUGGAACUCAACUAUCAACAGACCAAGUAUACACAGGCGACAUCAUACGCUACGACCGCGAAAAUUUCCACACCACUUCUCAAAUCCUGGUCGUGAAAGCAGAUGUACUCGCAGAUGUAUUAAAAGUCUGCAGAUCACAUGGCUCAAAGCUAACCGGCCUACUCAAUCAACUAAUCGUUCAUGCGUUGAGUGAAAACCUCGCUCCCGGAACUGCGAAUGAGUUUAUUUGCCAGUUUGCGCUUGAUCUUCGGUCACUGAUACCCGCAUACUCUGACGGUAUGACGAUGGGGAACUACGUCUCUGGCGCGUACGAGACGUCACCCGCGUCAACGAAUCCAGAAUACGACGACGCAUUCUGGGGCGCCGUGCGGAAGACGACAGGACUACUAGCAGCAGCAGCAAACACGCUCGAUGACCAACCCAUUGGACUACUGAAAUAUCUUGGUAAUUUCCGGUCAUGGUUCCUCGGUCAUCUAGGAAAGAAACGUGACGGGUCCUUUGAAAUCAGUAACAUUGGCGUCUUUGAUCCUUCGCUGCCUAACGGAUCUACUUCAUCGCAAGGGUGGAGUAUUGAGAGAAUGGUAUUUUCUCAACCUGCGAAUGUUACUGCUUCGCCUUUGAAUUUUCAAGUCGUUACGAUGAAGGGGUCGGAUAUGGUUAUUACGUUAAAUUGGCAGGUUGGUGCUCUGGGGGUGGUGGAUGAGGACGCUUUUGCUAAGGCAGUUUUGAGGCAUAUCAAUAAUGGGUUCGGUAAGGUUGCCUUGGGAUCAUAAAAUUUCAUUGGCCCUGUUGGAAAGAAGUAUAAUAUGAAAUUCAGGGGUCCAGCAUGAGUAUCCUACCUUAGGGUUCGCAACGCAUCAGAAAACUUGAUUCAAUUUUCAAUACAUAGUCUUCAAUGAAUAGUGCAU
Molecule: messenger RNA, 1743 nt
Organism: Talaromyces stipitatus ATCC 10500
Lineage: Eukaryota; Fungi; Ascomycota; Eurotiomycetes; Eurotiales; Trichocomaceae
Exons: 2
Coding region: 127-1608 (493 amino acids)
Molecular function (GO): N-acetyltransferase activity
Source: RefSeq, a predicted model, not a curated record